This is a messenger RNA of Saxophila tyrrhenica, 2457 nucleotides long. It is a transcript of the gene VTC2, whose product is annotated as Phosphate metabolism transcription protein. Gene Ontology annotation, cellular component: fungal-type vacuole membrane; vacuolar transporter chaperone complex. The coding region runs from base 1 to 2457 and encodes 818 amino acids. The transcript has 2 exons. The record is from RefSeq and is a predicted model, not a curated record. NCBI's taxonomy places the organism in Eukaryota, Fungi, Ascomycota, Dothideomycetes, Mycosphaerellales, Extremaceae.
AUGAGGUUCGGGCGGACGCUGAAGUUGGCGACAUACGGCCCAUGGAAGGACCAAUACAUCGACUACGCCAAGCUCAAGAAGCUGCUGCGGGACGACGAGAGUGCUCCAUCUUCACCUUCCACCGAGACCAAAGACGAGUGGACCGAAGAUGAUGAAGGGGCAUUCGUGGAUGAGCUGGUGAACAAGCAGUUGGAGAAGGUGCAUGCCUUCCACAAGCAGACGUACGAUAAGCUCAGAGACCGGACGGCAGCAUGCGAAGCAAAGCUCGACGAUGUUGCUGUGGCCGACGUGAAGCAGGAUGGGGAGGCAGAGGCGGACAAGCCACAGACGAACGGCAAUGGCAAGCAACCGGUGCCUAGCGAGGGGGACCAGCAGAAGGUUUUGAAUGAAGUCCUGAGCGAGCUGGACAAGAUCACCAAAGAGAUGAGCCAGCUGGAGAAGUACAGUCGCAUCAACUACACCGGCUUUCUCAAGGCCGCAAAGAAACAUGACCGCAAGCGUGGGACUUCGUACCGUGUCCGGCCUCUGCUGCAAGUGCGACUGGCAGUACUCCCCUUUAACAAGGAGGAUUACAGCCCGCUGCUCUACCGGCUGAGUGCCAUGUACAGCUUCAUUCGGCAACACCUUACCGAUGGCUCAAAAGCUGCGGACAGCCGGGGCAAGAGUAUGCAUGAGACUCAUCCUGGCAAGGAGGAGUAUGUCUCGCACAAGUUCUGGGUGCAUCCGGAGAAUUUGCUGGAGGUGAAGACUAUGAUCCUGCGGCGGUUGCCAGUCCUGGUGUACAACCCGCAGACGAGCAAGAUCGCGGAGGGCAAUGUGCCAGACCCAAGCAUCACCAGCAUCUACUUCGACAAUCCCAGCUUCAGCCUGUACAGCAACAAGGUCGACGAUGGCGAAGCUUCCAGCUUGAGGCUGCGAUGGUACGGUCAGCUGGAUCAGCGUCCGCCAAUCUGGGUCGAAAAGAAGACUGUGCAUCACGACGAAGAUGGCCUUAGCCGGGAAGCUAGACUGACAACGAAGGAGAAAUACGUGCAGCGCUUCGUGAAGGGCGAAUAUCACAUGGAGAAGCAGAUCAAGAAGCUGGAAGAUCGUGCUGGGCCGGACAGCGAGCCAGUCCAGUCUCUGAAAAGUAGCGUCGACGAGGUUCAGUCAUUCAUCAAAGAGAACGACCUUCAGCCUGUCCUUCGUGCAAACUACACCCGAACAGCCUUUCAGAUUCCAGGCGACGACCGCGUCCGUAUCAGCCUCGAUACCGACCUCGCCUUCAUCCGCGAAGACGCUCUAGACGUCGACCGGCCCUGCCGUGACCCGGAGAGCUGGCAUCGGACCGACAUUGAUAGCCAAAAGCUUUCGUACCCUUUCACAUCCAUCCGCAAAGGCGAGGUUAGCCGCUUCCCUUUCGCCCUGCUCGAGAUUAAACUUCGCAACGACGGUCGCAGCCGCAAGAGUGAAUGGAUUCAGGAUAUCAUGCACAGUCAUCUUGUCAAGGAGGCACCUCGAUUCAGCAAAUUCGUUCAUGGCGUUGCUCAACUCUUCGAGGACUACGUCAACACCUUUCCCUUCUGGCUCUCUGAAAUGGAGACCGACAUCCGCCGCGACCCUCACCAAGCUUUCGAAGAAGAACAAGCGCGCCGUCGUAAAGAAGCAGAGGACGAGUUCGCUGUCGGCUCAUUGCUCCGUAGUCCGGCAAUGCACACCACGCAUAAAAGUCCUGGUCAACAACCAACUCUAAGCCCCAUCGGCUCUCCCACCCGCACCGACACCAAUCGCUCCGCAAGUCUCUACGGCUCCCACCCCGCCUCCAGACUCGGCACGUCAGCCGUCACAGCAGACCGCAGCAUGCUGCAGAGCGGCCAAGACGACAUCGCCGAAGAACCGGACGAAGACGAAACCGGCACCAACACGCACGGCACCGAGCGCCCCAUCGACUACGGCACCCUCUCCGGCAUCAAAUCCCUCCUCCCCACCGUCUCCACCUCAAAGUACGCCGCGCACCGCCGCCGCCAACUCCCUCCCGGCGUCACCAAGCCCGAUUUCUGGAUCAAAGACCAAGGCGACGUCAAGGUCGAAGGCAAAGUCUGGCUCGCGAAUCAGCGGACUUUUAUCAAAUGGCAGCACGUCUCUGUCCUGCUCGCCUCGUUAUCUCUGGGGCUGUACAAUGCAGCAGGCGAGAACAACACCGUCGCCCGCGCGUUGGCGAUUGUGUACACGCUCGUAGCGAUCUUCGCAGGAUUGUGGGGAUAUGGGGUCUAUAUGUGGCGGGUCAGUCUGAUUGAGCGGAGGAGUGGGAAGGAUUUCGAUGCUGUGGCGGGCCCGGUGGUGGUUUGUUUGGGGUUGAUCGUGGCGCUGGUGUUGAAUUUUGCGUUCAAGUAUCGGGCUGUGAUGGAGGAACGGCGGAAUGGGGGAAGUGAUGCGGCGAUGGGCCUGAAUGGUAGCUAUCAUCAAGAGCUGCUAUGA